AAGGAUUUCAUUUUAAAAAAAUUCAUAAGAUCUCCGUGCGUAUCGCCGGAAUGUGAGUGUGUAAAAGCGUCAAGGUCAGAUACAGAAAAGAAAAAAACCGGUAAAUUUGAAACUAAUGUCCGUUGUUCUUCGACGCCGCAGUAGAACCCUCGGCCGCCACCUUUACUCCUCAAAGUCUUCUUCCUCAUCCACCAGAGUGCCCUUUUUGUACAGACCUGAAUCCGAUGACAACGACGCUGUAACCCUCCAGCUCCUCUCAUGGGGCAGAGGCGCCUCGGGCCAGCUCGGCGGCGGCAUCGAAGAGAAUCGGCUCUACCCAACCCCGGUGGCCAACCUCGUCGUCCCCCAAUCCUCCUUCGCUCUCUCCCCAACCCAAGGGCGCCUCCUGGGCCAUACUCCUAGACCAUUUCUUGAUGACAAAGAAGGGCCCGUUGUGGAGGUGGGUGUUUCUUGUGGCCUCUUCCACUCGUCGUUGCUCGUCGAUGGCAAGCUCUGGAUUUGGGGUAAAGGUGAUGGCGGCCGCCUCGGUUUCGGCCACGAGAAUCCGGCGUUUUUGCCCACUUUGAACCCUCAUUUGGAUUCCGUCCGCUCCGUUGCCCUCGGAGGGAUGCAUACGGUUGCGCUCUCCUCCGUCGGAGAGGUCUUUACUUGGGGUUAUGGUGGUUUUGGUGCACUUGGACAUUCUGUUUAUCAUAGAGAAUUGCUCCCUAGAUUGGUGGAAGGCUCUUGGAGUGGGAAAAUACGUCAUAUUGCAACUAGUGGGACACAUACUGCAGCUAUCAUGGAAUCAGGGGAAAUUUAUACUUGGGGUAGAGAUGAAGGUGAUGGCAGAUUGGGUCUUGGUCCUGAACGGGGCCCAAACGAAGGAGGCGGACUCAGUAUUCCUUCCAAAGUAAAAGAAUUACCUAUGCCUGUGAUUGCUGUUUCCUGUGGGGGUUUUUUCACAAUGGUGCUGACAGAGCAGAGACAACUUUGGAAUUGGGGAGCAAACUCCAACUAUGAGCUUGGAAGAGGCGACAGGGUUGGUGGUUGGAAACCAAAACCAAUUCCUAGCCUUGAAGAUAUUCGCGUGAUUCAGAUAGCUAGUGGUGGAUAUCACUCUCUUGCACUAACUGAUGACGGUAAAGUGCUUUCUUGGGGCCAUGGUGGCCAUGGUCAGUUGGGUCAUUCUUCUAUCCAAAAUCAAAAAGUGCCUCUGUUGAUUGAGGCUUUAUCCAACGAGCAUGUUGUCUAUAUUGCUUGUGGAGGUUCAUCUUCAGCAGCUAUUACUGAUAAAGGGAAGUUGUAUAUGUGGGGAAAUGCCAAAGAUUCUCAAUUAGGAGUUCCUGGGCUGCCAGAGGUACAGACAUGUCCUAUCGAAGUUAAUUUUCUAAUAGAGGAUGAUGGCUUGGGAUCCCACAAUGUGAUAUCUGUUGCAGUAGGUGCAUCACAUGCCAUGUGUUUGGUUAUGAGGUCAGCUUGUUAAAACCUGGUCUCAUGAACCUUCACAAACAGAGCAGCAUGAGAGGAGAAUUUUGAUAAUGAUGUUUCUUUUCUUGCUAUUCCUGUCGAAGCUUUAGUAACUAUUUAUUUCUGUGCCAACAAGUGCCAUGAUAACCCACA
This is a messenger RNA of Alnus glutinosa, 1602 nucleotides long. RefSeq names its product RCC1 domain-containing protein RUG3, mitochondrial. The coding region runs from base 116 to 1465 and encodes 449 amino acids. NCBI's taxonomy places the organism in Eukaryota, Viridiplantae, Streptophyta, Magnoliopsida, Fagales, Betulaceae. The transcript has 6 exons. The record is from RefSeq and is a predicted model, not a curated record.